AUGGCUAGAAAAAAUGACGCAAAAGAGCAGGAUCUACGAUAUCGAUCCUUUAAUAUCGCGGCAUUGAUAGAACGAGCUCUCAAAGCCAAGAGGGAACGUGCUUAUGGUCUAACAUGUGUUAAAAUUCUCAAACUUCUAGAAGGCGAUCACAACAAAGUCCUUCUCUUGACAAUGAGUGAUGGAGAUGAGCUUAUUGCAAGAUUACCGAAUCCAAUUGCUGGCAGCAAUUGGUUCACCGUGUCAUCAGAAGUAGCCACUCGGCGAUUCGUGGAGAAUAUCUGCAAUGUACCGAUGCCUAAAGUCUGGGACUGGGAUUUUCGCGACCGCAAUACCGUCGGCGCUGAAUGGAUUAUUGAAUCCAAGGCUGCUGGAGAGCCACUUCGUAAAAGCUGGUUUAAUAUGAGCCGCCAAGCUCAGUUGGGUAUCAUCGAACAAGUGGUUGACUUAGAGACCAAGCUAGCGUCCCUGAAAUUUUCGAGUCACGGAAGUAUCUACUUGGAACGCUGGCUAUACGCCAAGAAAUUGCUUUGUAGGAGAAUGGCCUCCCCGAAAGUAAUCGUGAACAGAGAUGAAGCAUCCGCAUUGAUGUCUGAACGAUUCUACAAACAGUUUGUCAUCGGACCUUCGACGGAUCGAAGAUUGUAUCGUGGUCCUGGGGAUCUUUCGAAACAAUUCCGAGGUCCUUUCACGGACCUCUUUCACUACGCUAGUAUUCUAUCAAGAAACGAAAGAAGAUACAUCCUGAACAAUCCGUGGGCGAAGGCGGACUAUAUCACAUCAACGCAGGAUAAGCAAGACCAGAGCGAAUAUAUGGAACUGAUUUACAAAUACUCCGCUUUGCAGGAGCAACUCAUCCGGCCAGAAUUUAACAACGACCCGUGUACACUCUCCCAUCCGAACCUCAGUCUGGACAACAUAUGGAUCGAUCCAAGAACAGAAAAGAUAGUUUCUUUGACAGGAUGGCAAUCCACAGCUAUAACGCCACCAUUACUAAAACGUCCAUAUCCCAGAUUCCUUGAUACGGAAUUUCAAACACAAUCGGGCGACCGAUCCCAAAUAUUGCCGAAAGAACGGUAUCGCGAACUCGUCAAGAUAUCAGAGCCUCUCCGCUACGACCGCAUAUUCAGCAAUCCACAAAAAUACGAACUUCUCGUGGGUCCAAUGUCCAGUAUAUUUAACACAUGGAACAAUAGCGGCAUUUUCCGUUUGCGAGAAUCUCUUCUUGCGGUUCGCAACUUGCAGCAGCUUGUUCUUGCCAAUCCCGUACCGGAACUAGAGCAGUUCAGUUCAGCGGAACUAGAGAGCCACGCCAAAGAAAAGUACGCCAGACAAGAGCUUGAUAUGCUCUUCAAUAUGAUUCAAAAUGUUCAACAUACUGUCAACAUACCCAGGGACGGCCGCAUCCUAGCUGAAGACUUUGAGCGCGCACAAAAGUUGAAUGAGGACUAUCGGCAACAGUAUAUCAAUUUGGCCGCAGGUGGUCGUAAAACUCAGCUAAGAAAGGCAUGGCCAUUCGAUUCUCGGGACGAUAAAGAAGCACAAAACAAGGCCUCCAUUCCACGGGAGUCUUCCUUAGUGAAAAAGCAUCCCAGCAUCGGAAAAUCUCCAACGGUCGUUCGGAAGAUUAUUGUAGACUAG
This is a messenger RNA of Talaromyces amestolkiae, 1638 nucleotides long. RefSeq lists its product as uncharacterized. Gene Ontology annotation, cellular component: mitochondrion. The transcript has 3 exons. Bases 1 to 1638 code for a protein of 545 amino acids. NCBI's taxonomy places the organism in Eukaryota, Fungi, Ascomycota, Eurotiomycetes, Eurotiales, Trichocomaceae. The record is from RefSeq and is a predicted model, not a curated record.